Dipodomys ordii (Ord's kangaroo rat) is the source of this 422-nucleotide messenger RNA. Its product is annotated as AN1-type zinc finger protein 4-like. The record is from RefSeq and is a predicted model, not a curated record. The coding region runs from base 126 to 380 and encodes 84 amino acids. Lineage: Eukaryota; Metazoa; Chordata; Mammalia; Rodentia; Heteromyidae. The transcript is spliced from 2 exons.
CGCUGGACACGCGGGCGCCCGAGGCCGCCUUCCCGCGGACCACGCGCCUCCGUGCCGUCAAGGUGGACUCCCCUGGCAAGAGGCCCGACGUGAUCUCCAAAGGGGAAGCGCGCGACAUCACGGAAAUGGCCAACAAAGCCUCUAAAGAGCCUGUGGGCUGCGUCAAUAACAUUGGGUUUUUUGCUUCGCUCGCACGGAGCGCCAGCAGAGACAGUGUGCAGAGCACGCGGGGCUCCAACCGGCUGCGGCCCUCCGCCCUGGGGCUGGCCGCCAGCCUCCAGCACUUCCAGGAAGACAGCGCCAAGAAAAGCUCUCCCCAGAGCGAACCCGGGGAGGGUUUUCUAGUGUUUUGUGUUUUAAUUGUAGUCUGCCCGUGGUAGUGGAAUGAAUGGAAAUAAUGCAGCAGCAGGGAAAAGAGUCGG